CUCCAUCAUGCAUGGCGUUUGUACGAAACCGAGUGUCGUUGGACUAUUUUGGUCCAGUCGACACAAAAGCCGCACGGACCGACCAUACCCUGCCAGCUCUCACUCACUCACUAUGCAUAAAUGACACAGUAAACAUCAGUCGAGCCGUUCUGUAUGUAUGCACACACAGUCAUGUCCUUCCAAACCUAGCAGACACGUAUUCUGUCUCAGUUCUGAAAACCCGCCGGCAUUACUGUGUCCCUCACUCACUCACCCUCCAUCCAAUCAGGGCCCUCUCUUCACUCACUGACUAGGCAUCACUCACUAAGUGAGUGAGCUCCUAUCCAUCCAUCCACACGCCGGCAAUCACCAAUUACAUACACGUGAGAUAGUACGUGAUCUAUCUUACAAAAGGUGUGGGCGGUGAAUGGAUGGGGUGAGGGAGAGGGGGCCCCAGUCAAUCGCAGCAGCAUGUUUUGAUGGUGCUUUCGGUGGCUGGGCCACUUGUGCCCCUCGUAUGAGCAUGAGAUAUCAACCAAUGACAUGGCAACGGACAAACAGGUGAACAGACACUCCCUCCUCUCUCCCUCUCCCUCUCCCUCUCUCUCUCUCUCACUCACUCAGAAAGGCCACAGACAAGACACCACAGCAGCACAGCAGCACAGCGCUCCCAACUUACAGCCCAACUCGGUCAACUUCCCUGCAUCGUAGGCAGAGUGAAAGUCCACCAAGCCCCCACAAACACGAACAUUCAUCCAUCAAUACAUGUAGAGAACGGCAGGGAAAGAGAGAGCCAGGAGGGCCGCUGAUAUGACAGACAGACAGAUAGGCGAGGUGAGGUCAGGUCAGUAAGUGGAAUGGCUGUGGGCGGUUGAGUGAACGAGAUGGCCAUCGAUUGAGGCCUCCUCUCCUCCACUCACCCAGCCAAGAGAAGCGAGCGACAAAGUCGGCUCAAAGGCAGGCGCACACACACACACACAACAUGCACCACCGUACGACGCACCAACACACCCACAAAACAUCCCCACCCACAACUACCCCAAUCAAUCGAUAUCGGUGCUGCUGUGUUCGUGUCUCUAAGCGCUCACAAUGCUAUCCGGCUGCUCUAAUGUAUUGACACAGCGCAUGAGAGCCGUGUUUGUGUGGGUAUGGGGGUGCCAGUAUGGACGUACGCUAUUUCGUGCGGUGUGUGUAUUGUGUGCGGGGGUCUCUCUGGUGGGGUGGCUGUGCUCUGCCUUUCCUUCCCGUCCGGCCCUCUGCCCCCUUAUAUAAUUCAGCCUGAAAACAGCCGGACGGACAGACAAAGAGACGGACAGACAUGUACGUAUGUAUGUACGUCGUGCCCUCCUGGCAGGCAGAGAGACAGGGAAGAUCGCUACAAGCUUGCAAAAGUAGCACGGCACGGAGAGAGAGAAAGUACACACACAUGACAUCGCUUGUCUGUCUGUCUGUCUGUCGUCUUCGUGGGAUUGGUAGAUAGGCAAAGGGCAGGCAGGUUAGGCACAGACAGACAGACAGACAGACUGAAGACAGCAACAGAAGCCAAAAAGCCAGGAAGGAAGGAAGGAAGGAAGGCGAUCAAAGCAAAUUGACAAGAGAACUAUACAUCAGACAGUCUUACUCAACUCAUCUCACACACUCCAAUCGAGUGUGUAAGUCAGCCAGCCAGCCAGCCAUCCGGUCAGGAAGAGCAGAGUAGAUCAAGUCUCACACACACGUGUAUGUACGCAGCUUUGUAUGUACAACACAUGUGAAUGUGGAUAUGUAUAUGUAUAUGUAUGUGUAUGUGUAUGUCUAUGUAUAUGUGUAUGUGUGUGUAUGUACAGGAAUACAUAGUAAGUAAAUUAUACGUGUAGAAAAUGCGUGGCCGUGUCGUGUCUCUCUUAAUUAUGACAUACAUGGGGGUGGCCGGCCGUACUAGAAGGCAGGAAGGGCCGGUCGAACAAACCGACGACUGACCGACAUGGCUGACUGACCGACGACUGACGGACUGACAUGCAACACACGGAAAAAAGGGCGGGGGUAUGUAUGUAUGUAUGUACGCAUCCACCCAUCAAUCACGGCAGCCAGCCAGCCGGCCAGUUGUCAGCUUUUAGUGGACGAGGCGGGCGGGCGAGCGGGCGCGAAUGAAUGAUGGGUGUAUGUGUGGGCGAGCACCUUGAUUAAUUAGGCGUCUCAAGUCGCAACGGAUGGCUAUCAUUAUGUAUUGCAUCACCUGGAUGAUCACCACACCACAAAACACACAAUACAUACGACGCCCCGCCUGACCUCACCUCCCCAGCUAUCAGACACACAUCCACUCAUGCAUCCUUUCGACUACUGUCUUGUCCGAGGCAUCACACACACACAGAGACACACAUGCAAACACGCACACAUGCAGGGAGACAACGGACGGGGCCUCUCUCAGCAGCCAGCCACAUGAACCUGAACCAACCAACCAACCGCAGACCAUCAGCAGCCCGGGCCCACAGAGAAGGCCAGCGACCAGUACCUGCUGCUAGACAUCGUCCACCAUCACAUCAAGAGCUAUGCACAUGCAUCAUACAUACUGACACACACGAAGUGGCACCGAGAGAGACACAUGGGCCAGAAACAGAGAGAGAAGUGCGUGCACACAUGUUGACCACAUAUAUACACAGGUGCAAGUACGCAGAAAGGUCCAAAAGGGGUGCACGAAAGCUUUAAAGAAAGGCAGCCAGGUUCGGCUCUCCCCAUAUAUUCCCAAACGGUGGCGGGGUAUCACACACACAUCCGGCCGGAGCAAAACGCCCUCUUGUCUCAUCUGGGGCAAGAAUGAUGUCAUAAAACUCCAAAUCUACCCCAUACACACAGGUGGGCAUACGCAUAAUCCAUCUCUGAUUCCGUCGUUCUGUGGUAUAUGUGCGUGUGUGUGAACGUCUUCUAGGGUUCGUGAUCCGCCACACGACCCGUUUGCCUCGCUGAAGCUCUCCUUCCAGGGGUUCUGACUCGCAGAAGGGACGGCUGCGGACGGCGCCGGCUGCACAUGGGAUGAGAACUGUUUCAUGCCGAGAACCACCAUCGUUCUCCUGCAUUGUCUUACCAUCACGGAGGGCAGCGACUCGCCGCGGGCGGCGUAGCUAGGCAGAGGGGACCACAGCUGUCGGUGACACUCUUUUUAUUUCCCCUGACGGCCCUUGUGUCCACAGUCACGGUGUGUGUGGUGAUUGUUUGGAUGGAUGAAAGGCUAGUGGAAGGGGAGGGGUAGGGGGGAUGUGGCUUAGUUGGGCCACGCCACGACGCGGUGCUCCAUCCUGUUAGCUACUGAGCGAAUACGCCUGCCUCGAGGCGGCCGUGUCGUUCAUCAGCGCCGUCUAUCUGGAUUCACCAAUCACGGACACAGAAUGAGUGGAAGAGAUGGAUGGAAUCGACUGACGGAUUCGAGAGUCACAACUCUUGAUGUGUCAAUACAGUCCCUCGUGUCUGUUUCUGUAACUCCCAUUCACACAACCUGAAAUACACCGAACAGAGCAGAGCGCGUCAAGUCAAAGGAAAAAAUGCCGAUUGGCAUAGUAUCAGCUCAAUCCAACGCCACAGGCCGACGCAAGCAGACAGAGACAGACAGAGACAGAGAGAGAGACAGAGAGAGAGACAGAGGACAGGAUUUGCCAUCCUGCCCCUCGAGAGUUUUCACCUGAGAGGCCAGCGAAGUCACCACUUCACCCGUACGUAUCGCUUACAGCGCCCUCACGCACUUUUCUGUUCAUUCCCACAGCACACCGCUCGUCGUCACCCAGAAUGGCGGCAAUGGUCAUCAAACGGAUCACUCCCCCCCUCUCAAGCUGCCAGAGUAGAGCUCCCCCUCCCGCCUGCCACACAAGCCACCAAGAAGGGAGGGCGGCGCGCAAAAAGACAGCCACCAACGCCCACCAGACACGUGUGCAAUACAUCUGACCACGACGCAUGCAAUCACGCACAAAUCGCCAGUUUCACACAACACGACGACCUUGGCCAUUAGGACAUCGGCCAACGAAAACCACACACGACGCAUGGACAGACAAUACACCGAACAGAGCAGAGCGCGUCAAGUCAGUCGUGCCAACAGACGGCCACCAACACCCACACACAGGUACGGAUGUGAUGUGGUGCAUUCCACCACGGCACACGACAGGCCGCCAAAUAUACACCGCGCGAGGCGCCCCACAUGAUAAAACACAUGAUCAUGGCACGUCAUGGAAACAGACAGGGCACCAAAAAGGGCGCGUACACAGAGGAAAACUGAGAAAAAGAUACGACAGACGGACGCACACAGACAGAGACAGACUGAGACAGAGACAGAGAGAGACAGAGGCCAGGAUUUGCCAUCCUGCCACUCGAGAGUUUUCACCUGAGAGGCCAGCGAAGUCACCACUUCACCCGUACGUAUCGCUUACAGCGCCCUCACGCACUUUUCUGUUCAUUCCCACAGCACACCGCUCGUCGUCACCCAGAAUGGCGGCAAUGGUCAUCAAACGGACCACUCCCCCCCUCUCAAGCUGCCAGAGUAGAGCUCCCCCUCGCCCCUGCCACACAAGCCACCAAGAAGGGAGAGCGGCGCGCAAAAAGACAGCCACCAACGCCCACCAGACACGUGUGCAAUACAUCUGACCACGACGCAUGCAAUCACGCACAAAUCGCCAGUUUCACACAACACGACGACCUUGGCCAUUAGGACAUCGGCCAACGAAAACCACACACGACGCAUGGACAGACAAUACACCGAACAGAGCAGAGCGCGUCAAGUCAGUCGUGCCAACAGACGGCCACCAACACCCACACAAAGGUACGGAUGUGAUGUGGUGCAUUCCACCACGGCACACGACAGGCCGCCAAAAAUACACCGCGCGAGGCGCCCCACAUGAUAAAACACAUGAUCAUGGCACGUCAUGGAAACAGACAGGGCACCAAAAAGGGCGCGUACACAGAGGAAAACUGAGAAAAAGAUACGACAGACGGACGCACACAGACAGAGACAGAGACAGAGAGAGAGACAGAGAGAGACAGAGGACAGGAUUUGCCAUCCUGCCCCUCGAGAGUUUUCACCUGAGAGGCCAGCGAAGUCACCACUUCACCCGUACGUAUCGCUUACAGCGCCCUCACGCACUUUUCUGUUCAUUCCCACAGCACACCGCUCGUCGUCACCCAGAAUGGCGGCAAUGGUCAUCAAACGGAUCACUCCCCCCCUCUCAAGCUGCCAGAGUAGAGCUCCCCCUCCCCCCUGCCACACAAGCCACCAAGAAGGGAGAGCGGCGCGCAAAAAGACAGCCACCAACGCCCACCAGACACGUGUGCAAUACAUCUGACCACGACGCAUGCAAUCACGCACAAAUCGCCAGUUUCACACAACACGACGACCUUGGCCAUUAGGACAUCGGCCAACGAAAACCACACACGACGCAUGGACAGACAAUACACCGAACAGAGCAGAGCGCGUCAAGUCAGUCGUGCCAACAGACGGCCACCAACACCCACUGUGGCGCAUUCCACCACGGCACACGACAGGCCGCCAAAAAAAAAGAGGAAAAUAUGUCCGCAGGCACGCAAUGCCGAGUGGCAUAGUAUCAGCUCAAUCUAACGCCACACGCCGACGCAAGCAGCCUAGCCGCAGACAUCGUGACAGGCGACUGGUGAGCUGAUAACACACACGCGGGCAUUGGCAAAAAGGACUUGCUGGGCAAAGCACAUGAAUGCUAGACACAGUGAGCUCAGAAGAAUCUCUGUACUGUCCCUAGAACAAACAUUCACGCCCGUCACCUGGGCGCUGCCCCAUCAAAUUGCGGGGCUCCACAGCGCCCAGUGAGUCGAAGUGAGUGUCCUGGGGCGCCGGGCGGUUUCUCGAGAGACAAAACAAGCCAUGGAGACAGGCGGAAGACGGAAGACAUCCGGUUCGCCGCCUGACGCAGACGUCGGAGUCAUAGUACCUCUCGAGGGCCGUCCUGACCUGCUCCUCGGUCAGAUGCACUUCCUCCAGCGCAUAGCUGCGCUUCAGCUUGUCCUUGUGUUCCUUGUUCUCGUUGAUGAAUGCCCACAUGCUGUCUCUGGCCCGCUUGUUCAUCGGUAUCUUGAAGUGCCUGUAGAUCUUCUUAACCAUCUCCAUGGGACCGUUGAUCAGGUCGUCGUAGUGCACGUCCAAAAAUUGCUUCUGGAGGUGAGAAUUCUUCGCGCGAAAAUCCAUGGAAUGGUCGACCAUGUUGGCUAUCACCUCAAGCUCCUUCUGGCCCACCGCGUCGAGGUCCACCUCCUCAAUCAGCUCCUUCCGCACCGCGCCUACGAGGCUGCACCAUGAGGCGACAACAUCCUUCGGACUUCUGUACACACACACAUCACACACACACACGCGACAGUGAGCGUGUCUGUGUGCAAUCGGGGUGGUUGGCGCUGACCUGUGUACGUGGACGACGAGCGCGUUAGGGUAUGUCUCGAACAGUGCAUCGAGUGCGAAUAGCUGGAAGGGCAUGUUGAGGAGCCACCUGUUUCCGGCCCGCUGCCACUGCAGGUGCUGUAGAAACCGCUUGUGAAAGGCGUAUCCGCGGUUCAUCUCUUUGCAGUCGUCCUUGAAGAGCCACUCCUUGUAUGCGGGUGUGUCGAACUCCACGCACAUACUGUAGGAUCUAAAGCAGUGCUCGAAGAUCAUGUAGUCCUCGUCUGGCCAGUCGGCCCUCUGCGCGUGGAUGCGCAUCCAGUCGUCGCUCAUGCUCCGAACGAAAUCCAGCGCCUCUUGCGCAGGGGCCAGCCGGGGAUCCUACAGGCGUACACACACACACACACACGCGCGCGCGCGCGUCACCAGUGCUCGUGUGCUCGUGCGGCAUGCGGCCCGGUGCUGACACGUACCUGGUCCCAGUCCCAUGGGGCGUCGUUGGGUACGUUGUGCGGUCUGUAUGAUCCGUCCUCGCCGUAUGGACAGUACAUCUCACUGUACAUGGGGGCCCUCAUAGCAGGGUCUUGUGCGAUCAGCCGCUGCAGUAAGGUGGCGCCCAUCCGAUCGAGACCCACGAUAAUCAGCGGCUGUCUGAUCUGCUGCCGCUCUAUCUCGGGGUUGAGGCGCGCCACCUCCUUCAUGAACAGGAGGUUCUUGAACAUCUGCCGGGACGUGCGGAACAUCGCCAAUUCCCCGAGGAAGGACAGCUUCACCUCCUGAUUGGCGCUUUUGGCCAGCAGCCGUGCUGGCUCCAGGUAGAAGUCCUCACCUUCCGCCUCGGUCGCGAAGUCCCUGAGACCGUCGGUGUGCUUCCGCGCCCACUCGAGUGCGUGGUCAGCAUCGAUGAUGACGGAGUUGCCCUUGGGAGCGAAGAAGCGAAACUCGAUUUGGUACUGGAAGGAGGCCCGGAAGGUGUCCUUGACGGGUGGCCAUGCCAUGUGUGGGAGCUCGUCGAAGAUGUUAUGGGUGCGGAUGGGGAACGGCUCGGUCCGCUCGUCGCAGUCGAACCAGUAGGACCGCCAGUACUGCAUGAGGAGCACGAACUUGAAGACGGGCGACUCGGGACCGCGUUUCUUGACGGCGUCGAGGAAGGUGUCGAUCUUGACGCCAUAGUACUUGAUGCCCAGCUCGUCUGCCCACGCCUCAAGCUGACCCCUGCACACGGACAUAGGAUACGUCAAAUCGAUGCAUUCGAUUGAGCCCUGUUGCCUUACUGUUUGACGACGGUGGUGUCGAUGAGGUGGUACAGCCAGUGCUUCCGCCGCUCAAGGAACGAAGCCUCCACCUAUACGACGAACGAAUGACCGGACGAAUGAAGCCCCCACACAAGCUUUGCGACCUACCAGCAUCUCAGCAAUGGUGUCCACCGGUGUGAAAGGCGCCGUAGACGCGCCGACGGGGAACAUGCCCUCCUCGAUGGAGCUGACAGUCAGCGCCGUGGCGAAGUCGUCCUUGUUGGUGUACCCUGUCCGCCAGCCGACGAACGUGCUGGGGAGUCGGUACACGCACACGGGCAGGCCCAUGUCGCGAGCCUUGCGCAGCACUUGCUCGGCGGCCCACUUGCUCCAGGGGUAGCCCAUGCGGAGAGGGGGGAAGAACUUCUGCAUCUCCUUGGGGUCGGGGGAGGAGUCCUCGGUGAUGAGCCGGUCGUCGAACUCCUGGCUGAAGCAGGCAACGAAGGCCGGGAAGAUGCCCAGGGUGGAGACGUGGUGGAGCGACUUGAGGCGGUAGGUGGUGCACAACCGCAAGACGCCCUUGAGGGCGAGUGUGUUGGUUGCACGGAGACGAGCGUAGUUGCUCAGGAGGUUGACAUUGCCGCCAGUGUGGUGGACCUGAAUGAAGAAACCACACACAGAGAGUACAUGUCAAGCCUUCGAUCACUGCUUCCCCGUGCUGCGCAUGUGCAAGUCACCAUGUCGAUGGUUCGGCAGAGUUCCACGAAUUUGUCUUCGCCGACGCCGAGGUCCUCCUUGGUGAAGUCUCCGGGUAGCGCCUCGAUGCGGCUGGCGUACUCCUCCUUCCACACCUUGGCCUCAUUGCACGCGUCGCGGAUGCGCUGCAUGGCGUGCUUCUCGUCGUUGGCCCGCACCAGGCACGUGACCUUCAGGUUCUCACUCCCCGGCCGGUCCAGCAGGCAUACCACUUGCAGGCGGCCGACAAACCCCGUUACGCCGGUGAGCAGCACGUUCUUAACUUGCUUGGGGUGCCGCAUGGGCAACAGAGUGUUGACGUCGAACUGCAGCCACUCUGUGAGGUCCUUGAUGUCGUCCAUCGGGUCGACCGUCUUCUCUCGGGGCUUGCCACCGCCCACGGCUCCUCGGAUGGCCUCGUCGUAGUCGGUCGCCGCGCCGUCCUGUGCCGCUGCCGGGGCGCCGUUGAGUGGCGAUAGCUUGUCGGAGCUGGAUACGUUGACGAGGGACGAGCGCAUCUUGUCCCAUGAGUCGUGGAGGCGCCUGAAGUCCUCCUCGUCCCGCACCUGGCAGACGUCGAGUGCGAGUCGGAGGUCGGUCUCCUGCGCCAUGGCCUCGACGGAUGGGUACUUAGCCUCGAAGACGUCGAGGUACUGGAGGUAGCGCUUGGAGCCGCUGAAGGCGCUCUUGAGCCACCCCUCGACCGUCAUGUCGUGGUUGUCGACCUCCGUGGAUGAGGGCGCCUUGCCGCUGCCCUGCUCGUCCUUGGCCGCGUCGCCCGCCGCCGCCAGCCGCUCCCUGUCCACACCUGACACCUCCUCCACCUUGUCGACAUCCCCCUUCUUGCCGAUCUUGGUCGGCCGCCCGUGGGCAGUGUCGAGGAUGAAGUCGGCAAUCACUUCGAUGGUCGGGUUCUCGAACACCAGUGUCUGAGGCAGCUUGACGCCCGUCAAGUCCGCAACCGAGUUGCGGAACUCCACAGCCCCCAGUGAGUCGAGACCAAGGUCCAUGAGUGGUGCGUCGAUCGGGGGCUUCUCAGCAGACCCCGACACCUGCUGCGCCAGCGAGCUCAGCAGACCCGACAGGUCCAGCUUGCUGAUGGCCUUGAGGUCGAUCUUGCCACCGCCACUCUCGGCCGACGCUGCCAUGGGGAUCUCUGAGAAGAAAGCGGGCAUGUCGCCAUACCGCCGCAGGAAGGUGGCCCACUUGAGGCCCUGGCAGCCGAACACUGACGGCCCGCGCAUACCAGGCGCCAGAGACUGCUGCCGCAUGACGUCCCCCAUGACACGAAGAACAAGAUCGUUGGUGAUGCCGCGCAUUCCCGCCUUGUCGAGGUGCUGCUUGAGUUCCACCGCCAUGCCCUGCUGGAUCCACGGGCCCCACUGAAUGCUCUGCGCCGCGAGCUUCUUGGAUCGCCGGUACUCGGUGAGGGCGUCCAGGCAUGAGUUGGCCGCCGAGUAGUUGGCCUGACCAAAGUUGCCGACUAGUGAGGCGACGGAAGAGAACAUCAUGAAGUGGUCGAGAGGGGUCUCCUCGUCGAGCGACAGCUCGUGGAGGUACCAGGCACCCAUCACCUGCACACACACACGAGGCAGAAGCGAUGGAUGAGGAACACUUCUCGUGAGGGUCUCCUGAGUGUUUGACUGGCUCGCUAGCUCGCUGGCUUAAAAGUGAAGUGACUGUCUGACUGAGUGAGAGAGCGACGGAAUUGGUGAGUGCCUGACUGCCUGCCUGCCUGCCUGCCUUAAUGGCGCACGCAAAAAAGGAUGGGGUGUGUGAGUAACUGGCGAUGCGAGUGAGUAAGAGGAAGAGAGAGGGCAGCAGUCACGGCCUGGCUGGCUGCCUCACAACCCAAGUGAUUGACUGACUGACUGACUGAAUCAGUCAAUGAAUGAGUCAGUGGGAGUAGAAGCAAGCUUGGGGGUCUCACUCACCUUUGGCAAGUAGACCUUGUCCACC
This is a messenger RNA of Vitrella brassicaformis, 10266 nucleotides long. The record is from the annotation of a GenBank genome assembly. NCBI's taxonomy places the organism in Eukaryota, Vitrellaceae.